AUGGAUACCGGCCAAGGUGCAUUAGCACCGGGGCAGGAGAUACGAAUCGUCAGUGCCUCGGUGGUAGCACAGCUACAAGCCCAAGGAUUACAGGGUAACGAACUGAAUGCGGCAAUCAUGGCUGCUUCGCAGCCACAAAGUACGGCAUCGCAGCAUGUUCAGCAGCAGCUGCAACAACAACAGCAAGCCCAGCAAGCCCAGCAACAAGCGCAACAGCAGGCACAGCAGCACGCAGCCGCACAGCAACACGCUGCUCAGCAGCAAGCGGUUGCUCAGCAACAGCAUGCCCAGCAACAGGCGCAACUUCAAGCACAAAUACAACAGGUUUCAGCGCAAGGACAACCUCAGGUCAUUACUUUGCAGCAACUACAAAACUUUCUGCCUCAACAUCAGCUGAAUGCUCUGACCGCACCGGACGGAACGCCGGUCCAAGUGUCGGCAGGAUCGGGCAGCACCACCACGCCGGUGGGCACACCGGUCAAAACAUUCGUUACCUCUCCGCCGCAAAUGCAGCAACCGCAGAUUGUCAACCUCCAGGGCAUUCCUCAGCAAUUUCUGCAGGGCGGUGGUGGCCAGUUGAUACAGAACCCGAACGGGCUCUUCCAAAUGCUCCAACCGGUGCAGACGAUAAAUCUCGACGGCCAGGAAGCGCUAUUCGUUCCAGGAGGGUUGCAGCAGAAUCAGCAGCUCGCGGCUGCCGGUGCCCAGGCCGUACAGAUCAACGGCCAGCCCGCGUUCAUUACAUCUUCCGGGCAGAUCAUUCGCGCACCGAACGGCGGAGUUAUGCCGGCGAAUUUUCUGCAAAACAUGACACAGGCCGUGCAACUACCGAACGCUGGUCAAGCUACGCUUACCAUUCCGGGCACUAAUAUAACAAUACCCCUGGGGACGGCUCAAACAGCAGGGCAGCAGCAGCAGCAGCAGCAGCAGCAACAGCAGCAGCAACAGCAAGCCCACAACAACAGCAACAGCCAUCAACAACAGGCACAACAACAAGCACAACAACAAGCGCAACAGCAACAAAGUACGGCAGCAGCACAACAGCAGCAACAAUCUCAGCAGCAGCAACAAUCUCAGCAGCAGAUCGUGCAGCAGCAAUUCGUUGCACAGCAGCAGGCUGCCGCAGCACAGCAGCAGCUGCAACAACAGUUGCAACAGACGAUGAUAACGAUCCCUGGCACGAACAUACAAGUUCCGGCUUCGACGGUGGCGGCCCAAAAUCUAAUACCUAACAACAUAACCACGAUCAAACUGGAAGGAGGACAAAAUGUGCAAGUUCGUCCAGCGGGUACCACCCUGCCGCAAGUGCUGCAGUUCCCGAUGCAGCAAACCAUUCCGGUGCAGGUGCCCAUAACGACCCCAAACGGUCAAACCGUGUACCAAACGUUGCACAUGCCGGUGCAAACAUUUGGUUCGGUGAUGCAACCGCAGAUGCAGGUCAUACCGCAAAUACCACAAAUGGCCAGCAUUCUGACGCCCAGUGGUCAGAUACAGCAGAUACAGCUGACGUCGCUAAACCCACUCGCGGGCCUGCAGACCGCUUCCAUGCAUCCCAACAUCAUUCUACAGCAGUCGGCACAGGCCGCCGGACAACCGCUGUCUAACGGUGCAACCGGCGGGCCGAUGGUGGUUGGAGCGGCCGCUUCAGCGGCUCAAGAUCCAAACGGAGCCCACCAGCAGCAGCAGCAACAGCAGCAGCAGCAGCAAGCGGUACAACAGCAGCAGCAACAGCAACAGCACCAACAAGCUGUGGCCGCCCAGCUGGCGGUAGCCGCCGCAGCAGCAGCCGCCUCGGGGAACUCUGGGGCGCCGAUAGGUGCCGCCGGCCACCACCAACAGGCGCAGCAGCAGCAGCAGCAACAGCAGCAAACUGCUGGCCAACCUGGACCUCAGCCCAUAACAAUCGCAGGGCCGCCAGUGGGGCAGCAGAUAACCGUGCUACCGCAGGGCUCUCUGCAGCAGCUCCGCCAGAUGCCCGGAAUCGCGGGAUUGCAGGCGAUCCCAGUGCAAAACAUUCCCGGCAUCGGGAACAUCCAAGUGAUACCGACAAAUUUCAUGCAACCGGUUCAACCGCAAACAGCAGCGCCGCAGCCUCAGUUGAACCCGGUAGUAACACAAGCAGGGUCGCAGCAGCCACAGCAGCAGCAACAGCAGCAGGCUAUGGCAGCCGCAGCCCUACAGCAGGCAACGGCGCAUCCACUAUCAAGUAUAAAGCAGGAUCCAAGCGAACCCGCUAAGUGCUUUAUCAAGCAGGAAAACAACAGCAGCACCAACAACAACGCUCCCAUUCCCAUCCAGCCCACCCCCCCGGUGGGUGCGGUCAGUGUUGGUAGAAGUAGUAGUCCCCCUCCUGCACAGAUAGUGACGGCGGUCGGCGGUGGUGGCGGAGGUUCGACCACUACCACCACCACAACCACGACGACGACGCACCACCGGAAGGUUGGCGGCGGUACCGAGAUCGUCAGCACCCCGAACCAGACAUCGGUCAACGUAAAUAUCAGUGUCGGCGGCGAAAGUGUUGCGCCGCCGGUCAUCGUGCGGCGGAAGCACGUUUCCUCCCUGACGCCCAUCCUGCCAAAUACCAAUAACAACAACAACAGUGGCAACGCGGCGCGGCAGCGAAUCCGCCGGGUGGCUUGCACCUGCCCGAACUGCGAGCUGAAGGGAGAGGGUCCGACGGAUCGCAAGAAGCAACACAUCUGCCACGUCAGUGGCUGCAACAAGGUGUACGGGAAGACGUCGCACCUGCGGGCACACCUCCGCUGGCAUACCGGCGAGCGGCCGUUCGUGUGCCACUGGCCGUACUGCGGGAAGCGCUUCACUCGCUCCGAUGAACUCCAGCGCCAUCGGCGGACGCACACCGGCGAGAAGCGGUUCGAGUGCAUCGAGUGCAACAAAAAGUUCAUGCGCAGCGACCACCUCUCGAAGCACAUACGGACCCACAGCAAGCUGAAAAAGGACGGCUUGGAGCGGUACGGCUAUGAGGAUGGUGAGGAUGAAAAGGCUACCGAAGACGAAACGAAUGGUGAGGAAGAUCAGGACGAGGAUGAAAUGUUGGACGGCUACAUACUGGAGAAUGACGAUCAGUGUCAAGACGCCCCGAUUCCGCCCGAUUCGUCUUGCACAGUGGUCGAACUGAAGGAAAUCGGAUCGAAUAUGUCGGCCUCAUCCGAUAGCAACGAUAGCUCGGACGAGAAAAUGAUGAUCACUAUCAGUCCCGACGACACCGAACAGCAACAGGCCAUAGAAUCCAACUAGUGGCACCCCAGUCUGAAGGCGCGGACGGCCUCCAGAUCCUAGAGGUGUAAAACGUGACGGGCACACGCGCCGUGCUUUGUUGUGGUGCCUUCGGGCACUGCAAAAGGCCAUGCAAACGAUCGAUCGAUUUCAUUCGGACUUUGGACGCUCCUGUCGAUUCUCUUUUACUUCGACCGCCGUACGAAUAGUCGUCGUUGGUGUUUGCGACCACGAUGUCGACCAUACCUAGAAUAUGCCGUUUACGGAGUACCCGAUCGACCGAACACGAUCGUAUAGUUUAUGUCUAUUUAAUCAAAUUGAACUCUGCAUCUCUCAAGGUGUUGCAGUGCGUUACGCCAUUCAAGUGCAACGAAUCGACGUUUUACGAAUGGAUUAAUGAUAAGAGGCCGGUUUGUGGGGUAAUACUUUCGAUUCGAAAGUAGACAAUCGUGCCUCACGAUUUUAGAUUAUUUAUAAAAGCAAAAGGAAAGGAUUUGGGCACGAGCGAUUCGGUGCCUGCACAGACUUGGUUUACGUUUGAAUCGGCAAGCUUUGCAUAGGUAAAAUUUGUUGAAUUUGACUAGCAGAUGGUUUCUUUCUUUUUACGUUCAUCUAGCUGAAAUAGAACGAGCAGCGCGCGGGCAGCGAGCGGUUGUGCGUGGCUUGUAUAAUUUAAUGCAUCACUGUGAAUAGUUCAUUCGCAUUCCGGUGACCAUGUUUCUGUUUGAAGCUUCUGUACACCUGCUGUCGUUAGCAUCAGAAAACGACUUAUUUUUUAAGCCAAAUCUUGAAACGCUUUCGUACUGAGCGGAAUAGUUUAAACUCGUGACAUCUUUUAAAAAUAUUCUUCUGUACCUUCCGAUAAGCGGGCCGAUAUUGUCGUUCGCAAGCGUCACGAAAAACUACGAAAAAUUAAACUCACUGAUCAAAUAGGUUUAGCAAGCUGUACGUGCGGCCACCCGCAGAUUCUAUCCAGCGCCAAUGUCCGACCGGGUGUUUCUAAGUCACAGGCAGCUCGUGCAAGGGCACGUUUUAAGACGGUUUUCUCCAUGGAAGAAGAACUCACGAUCGUCAUCGAUCGUCAAAUUGUUCAUCUCUGAUCUGUUUGAAGGCCAACUUGGCUCAGAGAACGGUGGAACGGUUUGCUGAACGCCUCAAUAUGUGUUAUGGUGACAAAACAAUUGCAAAAUAAUUCAUGAUCCAUUACUGAUCCGGAUCGUCGAUGAGAGAAAAAAAAUGUUUUAGAACGUUCCGGACGCCCGUGUUAGUAAUUUCUUCUGUGCACAGCAGCUAGCGAAGCGUGUUUCUGUAAUUAAUACUGUACAUAUUGAUGAAAUGGCAGCAGCAGCGAAAGAAAGGCGCGCCGCGAACGGGUAGCAAAUGUUAAGGAGGUCAUUAAUAAAAUUCA
This is a messenger RNA of Anopheles cruzii, 4645 nucleotides long. Its product is annotated as transcription factor Sp4-like. The coding region runs from base 1 to 3258 and encodes 1085 amino acids. The record is from RefSeq and is a predicted model, not a curated record. Gene Ontology annotation, biological process: regulation of transcription by RNA polymerase II. The transcript is spliced from 8 exons. NCBI's taxonomy places the organism in Eukaryota, Metazoa, Arthropoda, Insecta, Diptera, Culicidae. Gene Ontology annotation, molecular function: RNA polymerase II cis-regulatory region sequence-specific DNA binding; DNA-binding transcription factor activity, RNA polymerase II-specific.